GAGAACCGGGGAGGAGAGGCCCGCACACCGGCCGCAGCAGCAGCGAUAUGGGGCCGGAGGAGAGGAUGUGGUUCCCGGCGGACAGUAUUGAGGGGACACCGGCCGAGUUUCCGGUAACUGAUGCCGGCAGACACGCUGGCUCUGGUCGGGUACAGCAGCUCCGAGGACGAGGGGGAGGAACGUGCGGAGCCCCCUGGCGGGUGUGUGUGAUGCGGACACAGCCCCUGCCAGUCCCACAGAGUGUAUUACACCUGUUCCAAGACUCAGCCGAUGCCCAGUACUGCGAUGAUGUCAGCAAACAUGGAGGACGGCUGCGCAGCUUCCAGCAUGAGCAGGGAAACUGGGCGACUUAUGUCUAUGUACCAUAUCGCCCCGAUGAGGAGUUCUGUGAGAUGCUGGAAGAUCUGGUGUCUUUGGCUCGAAAAAACGGCGUUGUGCUGUCCAAGAUGAACGAGUUUCAUAUCAGCCAAUCACAGACUGUUGUCUUGCGACACCACUGGAUUGAUCCUUUUGUGCAGUCGCUCAGAGAAAGGCUAAGAUCCAUGAAUCGGUUCCUGUGUGUCGCUGAUCGGCUGAGGGCUUAUACUAACCAGGAGAAGACAAGAACCUUUCUGGGGCUGGAAGUGACUAUUGGGAAGGAGCAGCUCCUGGAGGUGGUCUCAGAAGUGGACAAGUCACUGCAGGAGUUUAAUCUGGAGACUUUCUACCAGAAUCCCUCGUUCCACGUGAGCCUGGCCUGGUGUUUGGGGGACUCGGUGGAGCGGUUACAGGGAGCCUGCCUGAAGGAGCUACAGGGCGUAGUGGACGCGUGUGAGGACUCUGAGCUCCUGACUCGAUUCUAUGCAGAUGAAAUUCGCUGUAAGUCCGGGAAUAAGGUCUUUUCCAUCCCCCUGCAGUGACAGGCUGGAGGACGGCCGUACAACAUGGCACAGGACGCAGCUGGGACAGAUCCGCAUGUGAUUAUCUGUUGUGCAGAUGUGAUAUAGUGCUAGAACAGCCUUAGUCUCAUCAGGUAACCCUAGGGCACAGGUUCUCAAACUCGGUCCUAAGGACCCCACACAGUGCAUGUUUUGCAGGUCUCCUCACAGAAUCACAAGUGAAAUAGUUUGCUCCUCCUGCGGACCUUUUAAAAUGUGUCCGUGAGUAAUUAAUACACCUGUGCACCUGCUGGGUUACCUGCAAAACAUGUCGUGGGUGGAGUCCUGAGGACCAAGUUUGAGAACCUGUGCCCUAGGGCAAUCUACUGGACUUUGUGAGGAACCCAUAUGCUUGUUGCACACCAUUUCUCCCCCCAAAAAAACCAAACACCCCUAUGCAGGAGGCUGUACACCACCCAUCAAAGUUCAGUGCUGUUCAUUAUUUUACAGCUUAUCGGUCUAAUGUAGACUGUUGGUCUAGAUCAGGCAUUCCCAACCACGGUCCUCAAGGCACACUAGCAGUGGCAGUUUUAGUGAUAUCCAGGCUUCAGCACAGGUGACUUAAUUAGUAGCUCAGUUAUUUUGAUUUAACCAUCUGUGCUGCAUCCUGGAUAUCACUAAAACCUGCACUGUUGGUGUGCUUUGAGGACCGUGGUUGGGAAUGCCUGGUCUAGAUGCUAAAGAUCUCUUUACCUCUGAGAAUUAACCUUUCAAUAUGCCAAUUCUUCUGGCUCUGUAUUAAGUGAUUUAUGCACUUUAUUAAGCUACCUUUAUCACGUUUCGUUUGGGCAUCGGAUAUUGUACCCCUGAAGAAGUCCUUUGGGACGAAACGCGUUGGCCUCUUCUAUUUCACCUAUAUGGUAUAUGCUGUACUUAUGACAACAAAAAACAGGAGUAAACAGAGUGAUCGUCAACUCAAAAAAUUCUAGAGUAACUCUGUGAUAUUGUACAGAUGCUUUUAUUAUACUGUAAGAGAAUUUUGUUUUACGAUUGUGAAUAAAUUUUUAUGACAAA
Pseudophryne corroboree (corroboree frog) is the source of this 1931-nucleotide messenger RNA. It is a transcript of the gene USB1, whose product is annotated as U6 snRNA biogenesis phosphodiesterase 1. The record is from RefSeq and is a predicted model, not a curated record. Gene Ontology annotation, molecular function: 3'-5'-RNA exonuclease activity. Gene Ontology annotation, biological process: U6 snRNA 3'-end processing. The coding region runs from base 48 to 899 and encodes 283 amino acids. The transcript has 8 exons. Gene Ontology annotation, cellular component: nucleus. Lineage: Eukaryota; Metazoa; Chordata; Amphibia; Anura; Myobatrachidae.